Molecule: messenger RNA, 468 nt
Organism: Meyerozyma guilliermondii ATCC 6260
Lineage: Eukaryota; Fungi; Ascomycota; Pichiomycetes; Serinales; Debaryomycetaceae
Product: peptide-methionine (R)-S-oxide reductase
Exons: 1
Coding region: 1-468 (155 amino acids)
Biological process (GO): protein repair; response to oxidative stress
Molecular function (GO): peptide-methionine (R)-S-oxide reductase activity
Source: RefSeq, a predicted model, not a curated record
AUGCUCAAGUACUUCGCCCGAUCUGUACGACCAUUAACAUAUAUAAAUCGCAGAACCUUCAAUACAUCGCUAGUUAUGAGUAUUCCCAAGACAGACGAAGAAUGGCGAGCGGUGCUCUCACCGGAGCAAUUUAGAGUGCUCAGACAGCAGGGAACUGAGAUGCCCCAUAGUGGAGAAUAUACAGAUACCCCACUGUCUGAAGGGACCUAUGUGUGUGCUGGGUGCCAGCUGCCGCUUUACCUGGCGAAAACGAAAUUCAAGUCGCACUGCGGAUGGCCGGCUUUUUAUGAGGCGAUUCCAGGUGCCAUCACUACAUUGAAAGACCAAAGUCAUGGAAUGGUAAGAGAAGAGAUGAGGUGUGCCAAAUGCGAUGGACAUCUUGGGCACAUUUUCAGAGGCGAGGGAUACAAUACCCCGACCGAUGCCAGACACUGUGUGAACAGUAUUUCACUCAAGUUCAAGAAAUAG